Messenger RNA from Aspergillus tanneri, 1650 nucleotides. RefSeq lists its product as uncharacterized. NCBI's taxonomy places the organism in Eukaryota, Fungi, Ascomycota, Eurotiomycetes, Eurotiales, Aspergillaceae. The transcript has a single exon. The coding region runs from base 1 to 1650 and encodes 549 amino acids. The record is from RefSeq and is a predicted model, not a curated record.
AUGCUCCCUUCUAAGACUCACUUCUCUAUUGUCAAUCAGGAUAUGACAAGUGAAUACUCGACAGAUUCUCCUAGCAUGGGGAAGCUCGAAUUUCGCAGCGCGACAACACUUUCUCGUCCGUUCUCACCACCACCCCCAGAUAACCCGUGGGACUUGGAUGUAGGGAUUACACCCCCUGCCUCGGCCUACUACCAGGGAUCGCCAGGUCUCGAUACAUCCGAGGUUAAGGAAUUGAUUUCGCAUGUAAAUAUAUCGGAGCACCUACUGUCUUUGAAUACGUCCCAACAUGGUUACAGUAAGGACGCCAGCGCUGGCCCUCCAACGCCAAAGGAUUCUAAGCAUCCGCAGGUUCGACAUGAUGAGAUCCAGUCACCUUCUCCACAUGAACUAAAUGAGGGCUUUUACUCUAUGCAUUUCGCCAAGUUUAUGAGAGUCAACAACAGACUGAUUGAGGAACAACAGACCGUCUCCGCGAAACGAUCAAAAGUACGCGAGCUACGACAGGCCCUAAGGUUCAAACGAGAAGAGGAAGCAAUUCUUCGAGCGACUUUAAUGAAGAAGCUCAACUCACUCUUUGCCCAAAAUGGUCCCCCCCCGGUCCACUCUAUGAUACAGGAUUAUGAACUUUUGCAAUCAGCUACCGAGGCAUACCUGGAUCUGGAAAAUACUUACCAUGAUGCUGAAGAUCAACUGGAGCAACAAGAAUACCAGCUUGUUAAAUCAAUGGAGAAGUUUGCCGCUUUAUCACACAAGCUUCCGUAUGUUACAGCUCAGGAACAUUUGCUUGCAUCCGAAAAGUGUGAUUUGGAAGAAGAAGAAGAAGAUGAUGAUGAUGAUGAUGAUGAUGAUGAAAACUUCUCCAUGCCAAGCACAACACAGGACCUCCCCCAGGGUGUGGUGGAUUAUCUGUCACGCGUAGGAGACGUCCGCAUCCUCCAAGAACACCUGUUAGACUUGGACACCCAAUGGCUUGCCAUCAUGGACAAACAAAAACAACGAGGCCCGCUUGAAAUCCCUCUGGACAGUGAAUCUCUGGAGUUUUUACGCACCUACGAUGAAGAGAGAGAGAAAAUGUUGAAAGACCUGAACAAUGCUCAAUUGGAUGUUAACCAGCUGCGAUCUAUGUGCGAAGAGAAGGGCGUAUUAACUGAUGAAUACGCCAGGGACCUUGAUUUCCUAUACCCCCUAGAUCAAGAAGAAUUCACCGGACAGGAACAUGAUCCACUCAAGCUACCUGCGGACGAGGAUUCCUCAUUCUUCUUCGAGCCAGAGGCGAUGGCACAACUCACCCCGACCCGGUUCAUCAACAAGUGGAUUCUCCAUCAACUGCGCAACUCGUCGGUCGAAAUACAUCGUUUGAAGUCUCGUCCUGAACUCCAAGCCCUAUGGGAUAAAGGUUGUGAUGAUGCAAACAUAAGUCGCUGGGCGCUAAAUGAAUGGUUUAGUGAUGACGCAGGCGUAUCAUCACGACCAACCAGCACUCUCCAUCUGGAUGAAAAUCACAGCCACAUGAAUGAGAGUGUUGUUUCUCCGAAAGAUAGAACAAUAAGAGGCCCUAUUCUUUCAAGAAGCAAUUCCAUGCCGUUCCUCCACCGCGUGGCAUUCAGUCAUUCCCUUCGACAUUCUCAUUCCAUGCCUUGUGGCGCUUGA